This is a messenger RNA of Closterium sp. Yama58-4, 942 nucleotides long. The record is from the annotation of a GenBank genome assembly. Lineage: Eukaryota; Viridiplantae; Streptophyta; Zygnematophyceae; Desmidiales; Closteriaceae.
AUGGAGAAUCCCGCGUUCAACGGAGGUCCCUCGGCCCACGGGCUGGACGUGCGGGGCAUGCUGCAGCUGGCGCGGCAGCGGGUGGACGAGGGACAACCCUCCGCGGCGCUGCAACUGGUGAGCCUCUGCCGUGUGACUGUGUUGAGAGCGCAGGGCGGGGAGGCAGCAGUGCUGGCAGCACUAACUCGAGCCCGAGCCCUGCACCACGACCAGCGCCAGAUGCAGCAGCUACAGCAGGGAGCUGAUGACAUCACCGCCUUGCUGGCGCGCUGCGCCAUCGACAGCGCUGACGUGGCGGUGCCAGCUGGCGGCGGGCAGAUGGCGGCAGGGGGAAGUGCGAUGGCAUGGGGAGGCGGGAACGUGGGCAUGGGGGGGAAUGGCAUGGGGGACAGCAGCAUGGGGGGAAGCAGCAUGGGGGGGAGCAGCAUGGGGCAGCCGCGUGGGGAAGGGGCAGUAAACGGGGGAAUGGAGGGGGUGGACGGGUAUGGCUUUCGUCCUGGGUAUGGAGCAGCAGAGCAGGCAGCAAGCUAUGGAAUGCUCCCAACAGAAGCAGGCUAUGGGGUGGAUCAAGCAGGGAGGCAAGGGAUAGACCCAGCAGCAGCAGCAUAUGGGAUGGAUCAGUCAGGGAGGCAUGGGGUGGAUGGGGCGGCGAUACUGGCGGGGCAGGGGCGCAUGCAAGUGAUGGCGGAUGCAGGUUUUGGGGCGCCCCAUGAUACAGCAGCAGCAGGAUUCGGAAUGGGGGGGCAUGGGGUGGAUGGGGCGGCGAUACUGGCGGAGCAGGGCCGCAUGCAGGUGGUGGCGGAUGCAGCAGCGGAUGGCAGCAGUGUCACGUGCAGCAUGUGCCGGGGGGUGAUUAGCGGGGCAAGGUGGAAGGAGCACGUGCAGUUCUGGUGCCGUGCUGCUGUGCAUGGCCCCAUGGCAGAUGGCAGCUGGUCGCCUUGA